AUGUAUCCCCAGGAUGUUGCAUAUCCAGCCUCGGGUCGCACUGCAGCCUGGCUUAAUGCCCGCCCUUGGGUGAGCCAGCACUAUCACAUCCGAUGUCCACCACGCGUUUUCUUCAAACGCAGCUCUGAUCGCCUUAUUGCUUUCUAUACGCGCGUUUUCGCUCACGAGAUUCCAAACCCUCUUUCAGAUUUUUCAAGACUCGCUAGGUAUCUCACAGGCCAGGCCGUCGGUUUAGUGCUUGGUGGUGGAGGGGCCCGAGGGUGCGCACAUGGUGGCGUGAUUCGCGCUUUCCAAGUAUGUCAUAGUCUAUAUUUUCCACUUUUAUUCAGCGCCUUUUCUUUGUUGCUCAUAUAG
This is a messenger RNA of Protopolystoma xenopodis, 354 nucleotides long. NCBI's taxonomy places the organism in Eukaryota, Metazoa, Platyhelminthes, Monogenea, Polystomatidea, Polystomatidae. The record is from the annotation of a GenBank genome assembly.